AUGCGCGUGUCCUCUGUUUCUAUCUGGGCGUGUGCCUUGCUCGCCAAGGGUGAGGAAGCAUCAUCAGCUGGGUGAGAUGGCACAUUUCGCUGACUGAUGAUGUUAUAGCAGCCCAUGGCGCCAGCGUGGCCGACUUUGUGGAGCAGGGCAUUGGUGCUAUCACCGUCGGUGCCAACUCGACUUUGAAUAGCACUGUUACUACUUCAUCUCCCAGUUCGAUCGUUACCAGCUUUGCUCUAGGAAAUGAGGGCAACGCUACCGUCUCUUGCGGAUACGCGCCGUAUACUUCAUCUAACUUGGAGCCAGCCGAAUCGUGGUAUCAAAUGCUAAUGGCGCUACUACACUCCUUCUUGAAGAAUCUGAAACUCGGUCCGUCUACGCUAUGCACGGCCAGACAUACACCGCCUCUGUCCUCCCCAAUGGCCUGGAAGUAA
This is a messenger RNA of Lecanosticta acicola, 434 nucleotides long. The record is from the annotation of a GenBank genome assembly. NCBI's taxonomy places the organism in Eukaryota, Fungi, Ascomycota, Dothideomycetes, Mycosphaerellales, Mycosphaerellaceae.